AUGGACAUGGAUGACAAGCUAGUCAAACAUAUGCUCAGUUCUGAUACAGAAAAUGAACCAGAGGACAAGGUUGUGAAGGAGGAAACUAAUGGAUCAACCAUGGAUCCUGAGUCUGAAGACAAAGAGAGCUCAGACAAUGACACUCACAAUGAUGAUGAUUCAGAGGGUGAGGAGGUUUUGUCUGUGCUAGUAGAGGGUCAAUCUGGCAAUUGUAAGGUAACAGUAGAGGAGCUUGUAAAAGCAAAGGAGGACAAAGCUGCUACUAGGGCUAAAGUGAAGGUAGAGGCUGAGAAAGCAAUGUGGGCCAAGGUUAAGGAAGAGGCUCAGGCUAAGGUAAAGAAGGAGAAGGAGAGGGGAAAGGAGAAGGAGAGGGAGAAGGCUACAGUCUUGGCACAGUCAGUAACAAAGCAGAAGGAUAGGAAGGAAAAGGAGGGGUCCAAAGGUUCUAAUACUGUCACAAACACAGAAAAGUUGAAGGUGGUAGUAGAAAAGGGGAACAAGCCAGUUCCUGAAGGAGUUGUAAAACCAGAAAAGAAAAAGCCAGUUGUAGAGAAAGAGAAGGUCAACACAAGAAGGGAUAGGAAGGAGAAACAAGUCAUAGUCAGUAAGUACAAGUAUGGCUAA
Fomitiporia mediterranea MF3/22 is the source of this 624-nucleotide messenger RNA. RefSeq lists its product as uncharacterized. The coding region runs from base 1 to 624 and encodes 207 amino acids. The transcript has 5 exons. The record is from RefSeq and is a predicted model, not a curated record. NCBI's taxonomy places the organism in Eukaryota, Fungi, Basidiomycota, Agaricomycetes, Hymenochaetales, Hymenochaetaceae.